AUGGCAUUCAAAAAGUUCCACGAAGUCUCCAGUGACAAUUUUCUAACGUGUCACAUCUGUCUUCGCGAGUAUGAAGACCCGCGUGUCCUCCCAUGCUAUCACACUUUCUGCCUGGCUUGCCUUGCCCAGCACGUGGCAGUGAGUGGGACGGGAGGCAACAUCACGUGUCCAGUGUGCCGCCAAGAGGCACCUGUUCCACCAGGUGGACUGGAUAAACUUGUCCGUAACUUCUUUUUGUCCAAGAGGACAAUGUUGGACAUGUUGACAAAAGAAAGUAAAGACAAAAUGUGUGGAAACUGUCACUCACAAGUUACUCAAUUUUACUGUCAAAAUUGCAAACAUUUUUUCUGUGAGAUCUGUCGACAAAAACAGCAUGACGCCAUGUUUUUUUUGCAGGGACACACAAUGAUCGCAGUAUCUGAAUUGAGUAAGCAUGUCCAAGAAAUGAAGGGCGUAACAUUACCUUGCGAUAAGCACGAAGAAGAAAGGUUGAAAUUUUAUUGCACAGAUGACGAUGUUGUUGUGUGUCGUGACUGUAUUCUCACCAAACACAACAAACACAAUUGUGUAGACAUUGCAGAUAUAGCAGAAACGCAUAAAAAGAAAAUAGAAAGCGCCUUUAACAAUCUAUCUAAGAACAUUUCACUGUUUGAAAAUGCAGAAUCGGAAAUAUCCAUACAACAGAAAGCUGCGUUUGACGACGAAAGCAAAACGGUGACCGACAUAGAACAACAAGAGGUGGAUAUUAUAGAAGAGGUUCAGCGUAUUUCUGCUCAGUUGAUAGCGGAAGCAAAAGACCACGCCUCGACGCUCGAAAAAUCACUCGAAGCUGAGAAAGAUGGCGUUCAACUACAGAAGGUGUCCAUUCAAAGAACAUGUGAGUUUGCCAAGCAGCUUGUUCAACAUGGCUCCGACACGGAAGUAAUGAUGCACGCUAAAAAUAUCCAAGCUAGGAUAAAAGAGCUGAGCAAACUUAAACCCACUUUUCCGGCAAAAACGACAGACAUCACCUCUAAUGAAGAAAAAAUUCCAGUGAAAUGUUUUGUUCUUGUGAAGAAGUAUAAAUGGCUAAAUACUGCAUCUUUGGUGAAUGAGUUUGAUAGCAGCAUUGGAUAUUUAUCGGGCACAUCAUGCAGUCAAAGUGGGACAAUAUAUCUAGUUUAUAACCAGCCGGGUAAACUUACUGCAAUAUCACCAUCUCAUAAGGCGAUAUUUGAGGUUGAAGUACCAGAUCCCAGAGGUGUCACCGUGCUCAGUGAUGACAGACUGGUGGUUACGUGUGAUGAUGGAUGCCGAGUGUAUUCCUUCUCCGGGGAACAUGUCCAAACGUUUGGUCAGGGUGACAUGGCUACACCGUGGGGUGUUACAGUGGACAACAAUGGACACAUACUUGUCUGCGAUAGGACCGAUAAAUGUAUCUGUGUGUAUGACGCUGUGCAGUACAAUCUUAUCAAUAAGAUCGCUGUUCCUAUAUGUAAAGACCCACGAUACAUUGCAGUGCUCCCAUGUCGUGACACCAUUGUGGUUAGUGACUUUGAUGAACACUGCGUAUAUGGAGUGACCCCCCAGGGCGAUGUAGUGUUCCAGUAUGGUACACCAGGGAAGAUGGGCUCAGAUGAUGGAUACCUGGACUACCCCUGGGGAGUGUGUACAGACAGCGUGGGUCACAUCUUCGUUGCUGACCAGUACAAUAACAGGGUGGUUGUUCUGACCUCAGAUGGUCAACUGUUAAGAUAUGUUGUGGGUCCACAACACGUUUCAGUACCAACGGGUGUGGCCAUUGAUAACAAAGGACAGCUUGUAGUGGGGGAGAAUGGAAGACAGGUGAAAAUAUUUCGCUAUAUGCAUUAUAUGAAUACAUCACACGUCUUGUUGCUGUUUGGUAGACGGAUUGAGAGUAAAUCUUCCAGCAAAGCCACAAUGUACAAAGAGGCAUGGCACUCCGAAGCACCGCCAUCUUCCAGUGAGCGCUUGUCACAUCCAGAUUUACAGCUGUAUCUGCCGAAAGAGAGAAAAAUACACAUUGUCUAUUUACAAAACGGCAGUGUUGUUAAUAAAUACCACAAAUUAUACUUUUAUAUUUACAAGCAAGUGCAGUACAUAUGCAUUACAUAAUAUACAUACAUGUACAUAUUUCACUUUCACUUUUUCA
Messenger RNA from Lingula anatina, 2152 nucleotides. RefSeq names its product E3 ubiquitin-protein ligase TRIM71-like. The record is from RefSeq and is a predicted model, not a curated record. Lineage: Eukaryota; Metazoa; Brachiopoda; Lingulata; Lingulida; Lingulidae.